Messenger RNA from Gaeumannomyces tritici R3-111a-1, 1653 nucleotides. RefSeq lists its product as hypothetical. The coding region runs from base 75 to 1568 and encodes 497 amino acids. The record is from RefSeq and is a predicted model, not a curated record. Lineage: Eukaryota; Fungi; Ascomycota; Sordariomycetes; Magnaporthales; Magnaporthaceae. The transcript has a single exon. Gene Ontology annotation, molecular function: oxidoreductase activity.
UUCUUGGACGAUGGCAUUCAUUAAUGCAUGAGUAGAAUCCGGCCCUUAAAUAUGAAAACAAAACACAGCACAUAAUGAGUCGAACAAUGGCCUCGAAACUGCGCUUGGGGAGGGCCAUCACACAAGGGACGACCUUCUCAUUCGCCAACCCACCAUGUCUCCCUCACAGGACCCGGGCGCUAUCUUCCACCCCCUGCCUCUCAUCCCGGGGGCCCAAGCCCACGCCCACCGCACCACCGCCUGCGCCAGCAGGGCCAGGAGUUGAAUCCCCGCCGCGGCCCGCCGAGGGGAAGCCCUUCCCGCCCGCGUGGCUGCGCAACACCCUGAUCGCCGCGGCCGUCGGCGGCACGCUCUGGGGCUUCUACGCGUGGGGCCAGUCGCGCAGCGGCGACCUACCCCUGGCGCAGUACCUGCUCACGGGGCGGGAGCUCAACGACACGACCUUUGUGCCCUUCACCAUUGUGUCGCGCGAGCCCGUGACGGCCGACACGUCCGUGCUGACGCUCCGCCCGCGCCACCGCACGCUGGGCGCGCGGUCGUCGGCCGCCAGCCGCUUCCACGCCCGCCGCCUUGACUGGCUCUCGGACUGGUCGCCCUGGAUCUGGCUCACGGGCGCGCGCGAGCACUCCAACGAGGCCGUCUACGCCCGCGCCUGGGCCCACGGCCUCUGGGCCGUCGAGGUCAAGCAGCCGCAGCUGCAGAUUGUGCGCGAGUACACGCCGCUGCCGCCGCCGCCCCCAGUUGAGGGUGGUGAGGAGGAGGAGGACCCGUGGGAGGUGAGCCGCCGCAGCGGCGACCUGCGCAUCCUGGUCCGCGCCGUCGACGGCGGCGAGGUGUCGAGCUACCUGGCCCGCCUACGGCUAGGCGCCGUCGUCGAGCUACGCGGGCCUCACCUCGGGCUCGACGUCAAGAGGCGGCUCGGUAGCGGCGGCGGAACGGAGAGGGAAAAGGAGAGGCGCGUGGUGUUCCUGGCCGGGGGCACGGGCAUCUCACCGGCGCUGCAGGUCGCGCACGCGCUGCUCGACGGCGACGACGACAACGACGCCAACAGCAAACCCUCCGUCUCGAUCCUGUGGGCGAACCGCGAGCGCCGGAGCCUGGCACCGUCGUCGCCCGUCGUGCGCCAGCUGGACGGCAUGGCGAGGCGCCACGGCGGCCGCCUCGCCCUGCAGACGUUUGUGGACGAGGACAAGACCUUCAUCGACGGGAAGCUCGUCGCCGCCGCCGUGCUCCCUGCAAAGAGCACCGCUGCUGCUGCUGCUGCUAGUGCUCCGGCGGCGCCGCCCGACGGCGCCUGCCCAUACCACUCCGAGGCGCUGCUGCAGCGCACAGCGACCGACCCGCCCGCCAACGAGGGCGGUGCGUGCCGCUGCGGACCCGGGGCGUCCGCGGGCGCGGGCAAGGACCUGGUCUUCGUGUCGGGACCGGACGGGUUCGUCAACAAGUUCGCGGGCGCCAAGGUCUGGAGGGACAAGCUAGAGCUGCAGGGCCCCGUCGGCGGCCUGCUGGGCGAGCUGAAGAAGAAGAACGCCGAAAGGCUGCGCAACUGGCUCGUCUUGAAGCUGUAGGGGAGAUCCCGCUGUAUAUAACUGUAUAAUCAAGUAAAAAAAAAAAUCCAAAAAAAAAAAAUCCUGCAUAUCCAGCCAUAGGCCC